AUGGGUAUACUGAAGUACCUGAUGGUAUGGAUGCCGAAUUGGGUAGCUUCCAAGGACAUACUGAGAGGUGUUUUAAAUCUAGAUUUCAAGAGAAGCGUUCUGGAAAUGAUGGUGAAUCACUUUCCUGUGAUAAUGGUGAUCACUGAAACAAGAGUUGGGGGAGAUAGAGCCAGGAAGAUUAUUGAAGACCUUCCUUUUGAUGGGUCUUUUGUGGUUGAUACAAUAGGAUACACUGGAGGCAUAUGGCUGCUCCGGAAGAAGGAUGAGGUGGACAUUUCAAUGAUCUCCUCCACAGAACAGGAAAUUCACACAACUGUGAAGGUAUGCUUUAAUAACAUUUCCUGGCUUUUAUCUUCUAUAUAUGCUAGUCCUCGUAUAGUUGAAAGGAAAAUUCUUUGGUCAAAUCUAUCGCAAGUAGCUCAAUUACACAAUAUACCGUGGUUGCUUUUAGGAGAUUUUAAUGAGGUUCUUAUUGGUGAGGACAAGUGCUUUGCUAACCCCUCUUGGAGAAUUCUUUUUCCAGAGGCUUCGGUGACGCAUCUACCCAGGGUUUUUUCUGAUCAUUAUCCUGUUUUACUGGAGCUUGCAAAACCACCUGCUGAAAUGAGAAACAAACCUUUUAGAUUUCAGUCAAUGUGGCUGCUGCAUCCUGAAUUUUCCGAUGUAGUUAAAGAUUCAUGGGAUAGGGAACCUUCACUCAAUAAUGCGAUUUCUAUUUUUACAAGGAAAGCCAAGCAUUGGAAUGUUAAUGUCUUUGGUAAUCUAUUUGACAGAAAAAGGAAAGUGCUUGCGAGACUAAAUAGAGCACAAAAAGCAUUAGCAAAUAAUCCUAGUGAUUCCCUUUUACAACUUGAGAAGCAACUGAUUGAAGAUUAUAACCUCAUUAUGCUUCAAGAGGAGGAGUAUUGGGCACUUAAGUCUCGUCUAAACUGGGCUUCAUUUGGGGAUAGGAACACAUCCUUCUUUCACGUUUCAACUGUGGUGAGAAGGAACAGAAAUAAAAUUAGGUGCAUUAAAGACAACAAUGGGGAGUGGAUCAUGAAGGAAGAGGGAGUUAAGGAGUUCAUUUUGACUGGAUAUAAAAAGCUAUUCUCUACUGAGCUGAAUUACUCUACUCUCUCUUCGAAGGUCAACCAUUUCUCUAGCUGCUUCGUGACUGAAGAGGAAAAAAACAGACUUAGUCAGCAAAUUUCGGAGGAAGAAAUCAGAGCUGGCCUAUGGGCUCUUAAGGCCUUUAAAGCCUCGGGGCCUGACGGUCUUCAUGCAGGCUUUUUUUAG
This is a messenger RNA of Quercus lobata, 1278 nucleotides long. RefSeq lists its product as uncharacterized. The transcript is spliced from 3 exons. The coding region runs from base 1 to 1278 and encodes 425 amino acids. The record is from RefSeq and is a predicted model, not a curated record. Lineage: Eukaryota; Viridiplantae; Streptophyta; Magnoliopsida; Fagales; Fagaceae.